Messenger RNA from Penicillium verrucosum, 1530 nucleotides. RefSeq names its product cytochrome P450. The record is from RefSeq and is a predicted model, not a curated record. The coding region runs from base 1 to 1530 and encodes 509 amino acids. The transcript has 4 exons. Lineage: Eukaryota; Fungi; Ascomycota; Eurotiomycetes; Eurotiales; Aspergillaceae. Gene Ontology annotation, molecular function: monooxygenase activity; oxidoreductase activity, acting on paired donors, with incorporation or reduction of molecular oxygen; heme binding.
AUGACUACCAUUCCUAGUAUUUUGUCACUUUCAAACAUUCAAGACUUCCCAAAUGCCAUUCUCAGUUUAUUGAAGUUGAGCUUGGCCUUGAUCCCACUUUACCUUAUCGGCCUCCUACUUUAUAAUGUCUAUCUUCACCCUCUGGCCAAAUAUCCUGGACCAAAAUCCAUGGCAGCCACACGUCUACCUUAUACCCGCAUGAUCCUGUCUGGUCAAAUUGCACAAAGGACGAAAGCAUUGCACCAACAGUACGGCAACGUAAUUCGCAUUGCCCCCGAUGAACUUUCUUUUACAGAUGGCGAGGCCUGGAAGACAAUCUACGGCACACGUGUUGGCCAUGGCCAGAAGCCCAAAGAUUACCGAUUCUACGCACCAACCGUUGAAGGAGCUCCGGGCAUUAUCGAAUCUAAUGACGCCGACCAUUCUCGCUUUCGACGUUUGUUGUCGCACGCAUUCUCCGAUAGCUCACUUCGCGCCCAGGAACCUAUAAUCAAGGGCUAUGUUGAUCUCUUGAUACAGCGCCUACAUGAGAAUAUCAAGGGUGGCACAGAUACCGUCGACAUGCUGGCCUGGUACAACUUCACAACGUUUGAUAUUAUUGGAGACCUCGCUUUCGGGGAGCCAUUUGGCUGUCUUAGGAAUUCAGAAUACCACCAAUGGGUAUCUAUCAUUAUGAGCACGGCCAAGUAUGGCGCCUAUACAAAUGUGGCUCGACGUCUCCCGGGAUGGAAAUACAUCGUCCCACUCAUCACUCCAAAGCAUAUCAUCCUGCAGAAGAAUACUCACGUAGCCUUGACUAAGGAAAAGGUCCGGGGUCGGAUGACCAAGUCUAACGAAAGACCUGAUUUCUUCGGCAACAUUCUGAAGCACCAAAACACCGAGAGAGGACUUAGCUUCCCGGAACUGAUCUCCAAUAGCAGUACUUUGAUCAUCGCCGGCUCGGAGACAACGGCAACUUUGCUGUCUGGCGUGACCUAUCUACUACUGAGAAAUCCACGCGUACUAGCAAAGCUCCAAGAUGAGAUCAGAUCAACAUUUGCAAACGAGGAAGAGAUCACCUUGGAAUCCUGCAAUAAACUGGGGUAUUGUCUGGCCGUCCUCACUGAGACUCUUCGAGUAUAUCCUCCUGUUCCAAUUGGAUUACCUCGUAUCGUCGAUGCUCAAGGUGAUAUGAUUGCGGGAAACUGGGUGCCAGGAGGUACCACUGUUUCCGUCUCUCAAUUAGCUGCCAGUCACUCCUCUGCCAAUUUUACCGAUGCAGGGGAGUUCAUCCCAGAACGUCAUUUGGAUGACCCUCGCUUUGCGAAUGACAGUAAAACUGCAAUGCAACCGUUCAGUGUCGGUCCUAGGAAUUGUAUUGGACGCAAUCUGGCAUAUGUCGAAAUGCGUUUGAUUCUCGCUCGCAUGGUCUUCAAUUUUGAUAUGGAAUUGGACCAGCCCGAAAAAAACUGGAUGGAUCAAGAAGUUUACUUCUUGUGGGACAAGCCAGAAAUGAUGAUUAAAUUAAAGCAGAGAGCUCAUUUCAAAUGA